Galeopterus variegatus (Sunda flying lemur) is the source of this 694-nucleotide messenger RNA. RefSeq names its product histone H2B type 1-N-like. The transcript has 2 exons. Gene Ontology annotation, molecular function: structural constituent of chromatin; protein heterodimerization activity; DNA binding. NCBI's taxonomy places the organism in Eukaryota, Metazoa, Chordata, Mammalia, Dermoptera, Cynocephalidae. The coding region runs from base 74 to 454 and encodes 126 amino acids. Gene Ontology annotation, cellular component: nucleosome. The record is from RefSeq and is a predicted model, not a curated record.
ACUUCCAGAGCCACACGCGCCACACGCGUCUCUCCUGUUAUUUUUGAGACCUUCAACUGUCCCCCCUCCCACCAUGCCUGAGCCCUCAAAGUCAGCUUCGGCUCCGAAGAAAGGCUCCAAGAAGGCGGUGACCAAGGCGCAGAAAAAGGACGGCAAGAAGCGCAAGCGCAGCCGCAAGGAGAGCUACUCCGUGUACGUGUACAAGGUGCUGAAGCAGGUCCACCCCGACACCGGCAUCUCGUCCAAGGCCAUGGGCAUCAUGAACUCCUUCGUGAACGACAUCUUCGAGCGCAUCGCGGGGGAGGCGUCGCGGCUGGCGCAUUACAACAAGCGCUCGACCAUCACGUCCAGGGAGAUCCAGACGGCCGUGCGCCUGCUGCUGCCCGGGGAGCUGGCCAAGCACGCCGUGUCCGAGGGCACCAAGGCUGUCACCAAGUACACCAGCUCCAAGUGAGCCAAGCCUGCCGUGGAGCGAUCGGUCAGUCUCGGCCCACACCCCAAAGGCUCUUUUCAGAGCCACUCACCCUUUGCAAAGAGAACUGCUGCUCAGUUUUAUUUUAGCGGCUGGCCGGUCUAGGGAUCCGAACCCGUGACCUUGGUUUUAAAAGCCUGCUUUUCUUUUUCUUUUUUCUUUUUUAUUUGCAGCAGGUAUCUCUUACUUGCUACAUACGACGUCUGGGUUUCUUUAUUUUGG